This is a messenger RNA of Auxenochlorella protothecoides, 180 nucleotides long. RefSeq lists its product as hypothetical. The coding region runs from base 1 to 180 and encodes 59 amino acids. The transcript has a single exon. NCBI's taxonomy places the organism in Eukaryota, Viridiplantae, Chlorophyta, Trebouxiophyceae, Chlorellales, Chlorellaceae. The record is from RefSeq and is a predicted model, not a curated record.
AUGCAGGUGCCCGACACCGCUCGCCGGCAACUGGAGUUGAUGGCAUCCCUUCCGGUCCUGCGUGCCGAGAUCGCGCGCCUGAAUGCCCCCCAGACAUUUGUGCAGUGCGCCAAAGCGGAGCGUAAGCUCUUGAUCAUGGAGCGCGAGCUGGAGCGCCUGGCUGAGGUGGAGGUGCGCUGA